AUGCUUAAGAAAGAACCACUGUUCAAAAACAGAGAAGACCAGGUUCCUGCUCCAAAGUCACUUGCACCACCUAAAUCUCUCCCUAACAAAAGCAAAAGAAAGCCGAUACCUGAGUUGAAAACCUUAACAUUCCCUGUUACGGGUACCCACUCAUAUUCGAUAUCAAUGGAUGCAUUCAACUACUCACCCGAUCCAGAGAUGGAGAUAUACUUUCUCAGUCACUUCCACGCAGACCACUACGGAGGCAUCAGCAAAAAGUGGUGCUAUGAACGAGUGUUUGAAAGUGUUGAUGACUUCAAAGAUGAGUCAAUGUAUCGACCUUUGAUCUAUUGUAGUAAGACUACUGGAAAUCUUUUGACGUUGAAGUUUGGAAUUGAUCCCAGGUUCAUCGAAUCUCUUGAGUUUGAUGUGCUAUACCGAGUAAUGCGGUUUGACUCGAUGUCCCCAGCGUUUGAGAAGGUCAGUGAAAUGGACAUUGAAGGAAUCUAUGUCACCAUGAUGGAGGCAAACCACUGUCCGGGCUCAGGAAUCUUCUUAUUUGAAUCGAAGUCUACAAUGGCAUCUUCCAAGAAGUACUUGCAUUGUGGAGACUUUCGUGUCAAUAAACAAAUGAUUCAACAUAAAUCUCUCGAAAGGUUUACCCUUCCGAAUUCCACUGAUGUUCUCGAUAAAGUGUAUUUGGAUACCACCUACUUGUCCUUCCAGCGGCGUUUUCCCAAGCAGGAUCUCGUUUGCUCGGAAGCUGCUCAGUUGUUUCAUGAUUUAUGUCAAGGCAAUAAACCCGGAUUGAUGACAGAGUGUUUCGGCCUUGGGAGACAAUCCAGAAUCACGGAGUUUGGGUCCAAGUCAUCUAAACCAAAGAAGAAGUUUUUGAUCUUGGUGGGAAAGUAUAUUAUUGGUAAGGAAAGGUUAGCAAUCGCCAUUCUGAAGAAGAUAAACUGUCCCAUAUACGUUUCCAACGCUAAAAGCCGAGGCAAUCAUGCAGAAGUUGUGGAUGCCUGUGAGAUAGAGUAUUUCAAAGAUCACAUCAUUAAGAACGACCUAGGAGACGAUAGUUCUGACUGCAUUAUUCAUCUUGUUUCAAUGGAGGUUGUGGAGGCUUUAGAAAACGUUUCGAACUACUUCAAACACAACAAGUAUCAUGAACACUUUGAGAGGUGUAUUGCAUUGCGACCUACCGGAUGGCUGCAUGCCUAUGACGAACUGACGGGAUUUCGUUUCGAACAGUUUGAAUCAACCGAUCCAAUCAAUACUUCUGCUGAAAACCUAAACAAUGGCUUAUCGCAAAUAUGUGAAACCUGCUUCAACGAUACUCCAUUUUCCUAUCAAAUCCCUAUAGAUGCUAAAAAGGCAUUCAAUAAGGGCCAAUCAAAGCGAAACGACCUUCGUAUUUACUCCUUCCCCUACAGUGAACACUCUUCAUACCGAGAGCUCACUUACUUUGUAUUAUUCCUUAACAUCGAUCAAAUCAUCCCCACUGUCAACCAAGACAAAUGCCCAAAGAUCAUGGAAAACCAUAUCGUCUAUUGGAACAUCAUCAAGGCACUUCGGGCUGGCAGUCGACCAACGCCCAAAACUAAUAGUAUGACUUAUGACAAACUCCCUUGUCUAUCUAUUGAUCCCCACAUUCGUGAAAAAUUCCAGCAGUUGACGAUUGACAACUUUUGA
Messenger RNA from Yamadazyma tenuis ATCC 10573, 1668 nucleotides. RefSeq names its product DNA cross-link repair protein PSO2 (gene pso2). Gene Ontology annotation, molecular function: 5'-3' DNA exonuclease activity; damaged DNA binding. Lineage: Eukaryota; Fungi; Ascomycota; Pichiomycetes; Serinales; Debaryomycetaceae. The record is from RefSeq and is a predicted model, not a curated record. Gene Ontology annotation, biological process: double-strand break repair via nonhomologous end joining; interstrand cross-link repair.